AUGCCGCGCAUGCAUGAAGAUAUCAAAGCACUCCGGGCCCUGCAUCGCAAUGAGGAUAUACUGUUCAGGAACCAGCAGCUUGACACCGCCAUCAAGCACAAGGCCAACAGCCUCAAGCAGGCGAAGCAGAUGGACCGCAAGGUGAUGCAGUGCUUCAAGGCGUACGAGAAGGCCAAGAAAAAGGCCGAGGACGCCGAGUACGCUUGGCUGCAAGCGUGUGAGCACGCCGUGGACUUGCAUGGGCAGCACGAUCGGGCAAGGAAGCUGGUAAUCGACACAGGGGGCUUGUACAGAGCACGGGGGCGCAAGGCCUUAGGCUUCGGCGCGUGA
Molecule: messenger RNA, 330 nt
Organism: Prorocentrum cordatum
Lineage: Eukaryota; Dinophyceae; Prorocentrales; Prorocentraceae
Source: the annotation of a GenBank genome assembly